Messenger RNA from Lonchura striata (white-rumped munia), 981 nucleotides. Lineage: Eukaryota; Metazoa; Chordata; Aves; Passeriformes; Estrildidae. The record is from RefSeq and is a predicted model, not a curated record.
AUGGCCGUGCCCGGGGUGCUGCUCGCCGUGUCGCUGCUCCUGCUGCCAGGGGGGUUUCCAGGGGCUGCCAGUGACUCUGUGACUCUGAGGGAAGGAGAAAAUCUAAAUCUUCACUGCAGCUUCAGCACCCCCAGCAACAAAAACUUCACCCUGCAGUGGUCAAACCCUCAGGGUUUCACCAUUUUCCUCAACACCCACCAGGUUUUAAGAGACCAGAGGUACAAACUGCUCCGUUAUUCCAAGGAUGAAUUGUCCAUCCAGCUGUCCAACCUGACAGUGCAGGAUGCAGGAAUUUACAGCUGCUUCUACUACAGGGGGCACGUCCAAAACAAGAGCCGGAAUGUUGAGAUUUUGGCUGCUCCUUCCCACCCCGUGCUGGAAGUGUCCCAGGAUGAAGGAGGAGGCAUCAAACUCUCCUGCUACACCCAUGGGGGCAGACCCCAGCCCCAGAUUUCCUGGCUGCUGGACAACGGGAUCGAGCUCCCAGGUGACACCAGGCACCAGCUGGCAGCCGAUGGGAAGAAAUGGAGCACCAGGAGCACCCUGAGGAUCCUCAGCUACAGCCCCCAAGUGACAGCCAGCUGUGUCACCCAGCACCCUGCACUCGGGGCACGGAGGCUGGUGGCAUCUCUCCACUUCCAGGACCUCCCCAGCACGGGCUGCAAACAAGAAACCAGACUUUCAGAGGAUGCAGAAGUUGCCAGCCCUUCAGAGAAUCCAGCAGUUUCCAGUUCUCCAGAGAAACCAGCAGAGAACCCAGAAGUUUCCAACUCUUCUGCAUCUCCAGAGAAUCCAGAAAUUUCCAACUCUCCUGCAUCCCCAGAGAAUCCAGAAGUUUCCAGCCCCUCUGCAUCCCCAGAUGAUCCCGGAGUUUCCAACUCUUCUGCAUUCCCAGAGAACCCAGCAGUUCCCAGCUCAGCACCACCGCCAGCCCAGCCAAACCUCACGGACGUCACAUCCAGCGUUGUUAUUAAUAGUUAA